This is a messenger RNA of Closterium sp. Naga37s-1, 201 nucleotides long. The record is from the annotation of a GenBank genome assembly. NCBI's taxonomy places the organism in Eukaryota, Viridiplantae, Streptophyta, Zygnematophyceae, Desmidiales, Closteriaceae.
GAGGAGGGGGAGGAGGAGAGGGACGACGAGGAUGAGGAGGAGGAGGAGGAGGAGGAGGAGGAGGAGGAGGAGGAGGAAGAGGAGGAAGAGGAGGAGGAGGAGGAGGAGGAGGAGGAGGAAGAGGAGGAGGAGGAGGAGGAGGAGGAGGAGGAGGAGGAGGAGGAGGAGGAGGAUGUGGCGGCAGCAUUGGGCCACCGGUAA